AUGAGGCGAAGUUGUAUAUUAGUUGUUGUUUGUUUGAUGGAAAAAUUGUGCGCAGAGUCGGGAACCGACGUACAGGACGUGUUGACCAAAUUGUUUACAACAGACAAAUAUAACAAGAAAAUACGACCACUUGUGGAUCAAUCAGGGGCAGUACAGAUAAGCGUUGACUUCUUUCUUACAUCAAUCAUAGAUUUCAAUGAUCAAGACGAAAGUUUAAAGACAUCUGGAUUCCUAAGCAUGGAAUGGACGGACGAAUAUCUACAGUGGAACCCGGCUAACUACAACGGGGUGGAUGUUAUAUUUUUACCACAAGACGACAUCUGGCGGCCAGGUGUGUCUCUACGGAAUCCUUACAAGUCCUUCACAGGCCUUGGCUCAGCUUUUCUGAACUUGAGGGUAGAUUCAAGCGGAGGCGUCGAAUGGUACCCAUUUCAGGUGUUCGAAUCUACUUGUGACGUAGACAUCACAUAUUUCCCCUUCGACACUCAAUCUUGUGAGCUCAAAUUUAUUGCAUGGAGUUAUUCAAAAGAGGAAGUGGAGUUAAACAAAGGCAGCAGAGGGCUGCGAUUGGCAACACGAAUUGUUGAGGAAUUUCCGAUCAACAAGUUUUACAAGACCAUUUACAAGGUCUCCAUGUUUCUACAAUGCAGAAAGCAGAAAAAUAAAGUGAAACCUUUGAAGUUACCUGAUAAGAAAGCGAAAGAUAAACUUAAGAAGGAGGACGAGUUUGACUCAGAAAGAAAGAAGUGUAAGUUAACAUGGAUGAAAGUUUCACCUGAAGAGGAUUAUAAACACGUAGGGGAUAAGAUAACAUAG
This is a messenger RNA of Ruditapes philippinarum (Manila clam), 816 nucleotides long. Its product is annotated as neuronal acetylcholine receptor subunit beta-4-like. The transcript has 6 exons. Gene Ontology annotation, biological process: monoatomic ion transmembrane transport; nervous system process; regulation of membrane potential. Bases 1 to 816 code for a protein of 271 amino acids. Gene Ontology annotation, molecular function: transmembrane signaling receptor activity; acetylcholine-gated monoatomic cation-selective channel activity. Gene Ontology annotation, cellular component: neuron projection; postsynaptic membrane; synapse. Lineage: Eukaryota; Metazoa; Mollusca; Bivalvia; Venerida; Veneridae. The record is from RefSeq and is a predicted model, not a curated record.